AUGACCGCCAAGCUCCCCAAACGCCAGCUUGGCAAGAAUGGACCAUGGGUGGAAGUGCCUGGGUUCGGCCUGAUGGGCAUCAGCGCUGCCUAUGGAAAACCUCGCCCCGACGAGGAGAGCUUGGCUGUUCUGGACCGCGCGUGGGAGCUGGGCUGCCGCCACUGGGACACGUCCGAUUUCUACGGCGGCAACGAGGCCCUGCUCGGCAAGUGGUUCAAGCUGCACCCGGAGCGGCGGGGCGACAUCUUUCUCGCAUCCAAGUUCGGCCUCUCAUUCGAGGCGGGCCGCAAGAUUGUGCGGAACAGCUCGCCCGACUAUUGCCGGAAGUGCCUGGAGGGCAGUCUUGAGCGCCUCGGGAUCGAGUCGAUCGAUCUCUACUACGUCCACCGCGUGGACGAUGUCACCCCGAUAGAGAAGACCAUGCAGGUUCUCGCCGAGGCCAAACGGCAAGGCAAGAUCAAGUUCAUCGGCCUCUCGUCGCCCUCCUCGGAGACUCUGCGCCGCGCCUGCGCCAUAGAGCACGUCGCCGCCGUCCAGGUCGAGUACAGUCCCUGGACGCUGGAUAUCGAGGGCGCGUCCGGCACGAACCUCCUCGCGACCUGCAGGGAGCUCGGCGUCGCCGUCGUCGCCUACUCGCCGCUGGGCCGGGGCAUGCUGACCGGCCAGAUCAAGUCGCCCGACGACUUCGAGCCGACCGACCUGCGGCGCCUGCUGCCGCGCUUCAGCAAGGAGAACUUUGGCAAGAACCUGCUCCUCGUGGACCAGUUCAAGCGCAAGGCCGCGGAGAAGGGGUGCACCGCCGGGCAGCUGGCGCUCGCCUGGGUGAUGGCGCAGGGCGAGGACUUCCAUCCCAUCCCCGGGACCAAGAACAUCAAGUACCUGGAGGAGAACGUCGGGUCCGCGCAGGUCGAGCUGUCGCCGAGCGAAGAGAAGGAGAUCAGGUCGUGGGUCGACGAGUUUGGCGGCAUUGCAGGCCUGAACGAGCCGCCGGGGAUGUUACAGGCCUUCGGAGACACGCCUCCUUUGUAA
This is a messenger RNA of Thyridium curvatum, 1029 nucleotides long. RefSeq lists its product as uncharacterized. Gene Ontology annotation, cellular component: cytoplasm. The coding region runs from base 1 to 1029 and encodes 342 amino acids. The transcript is spliced from 3 exons. Lineage: Eukaryota; Fungi; Ascomycota; Sordariomycetes; Thyridiales; Thyridiaceae. The record is from RefSeq and is a predicted model, not a curated record.